Messenger RNA from Branchiostoma belcheri (Belcher's lancelet), 1464 nucleotides. Its product is annotated as beta-1,4 N-acetylgalactosaminyltransferase 1-like. The transcript is spliced from 11 exons. The coding region runs from base 1 to 1356 and encodes 451 amino acids. The record is from RefSeq and is a predicted model, not a curated record. NCBI's taxonomy places the organism in Eukaryota, Metazoa, Chordata, Leptocardii, Amphioxiformes, Branchiostomatidae.
AUGGAUUGUUUGUUGUUUGCCUUGAACUCGACGGAUGGAUUAACAACAACACCAAGUCUUCUACAUGACAAAAGGCCUUGUGAUUGCUCAAGGGCUUCACAUCGCCUGUGGCAGGCAGUCGAUGACAAGGACAGAAAUGCCAUCAUCAAACGCCGGGCAGAAGAGCUUGCGAAAUACAAUCAAAGAGUCGAGCCUUCCAAGGACACUCUCACGAUUGUUGACGGGUCGGUUCCGCUCAGCUACCCCGUCCGUGGUCUGACGGUCGCCCCGGAGGGAACUGUGCAAAUUCCAGGGCUUCAAGUUCUGGAGAAAACCAUCCGACAGAAAUAUGAAGUACAACUAGAAACGGCCAACUAUGGAGUACUGGACACCAUUGCGGAAGUUGUCGAGGCGCAGGUAAAAGGACUACGCACAAAGUCGUUAACCAUCCGCAGCAAAAGCCUCUCGCGCCUGAAUCGCCAGCUUCAAUUUAUCGUGUACACCAACAAUGUGUAUGACAUUGAUGCCACAGAAAUCAUUACCUUCAGGUACCUGGAUCACAGAGUCAGCAUUCCUCUUCGGAUACGAGUUCGAACUGUUCCACUCCUCUACGACCCCGGUCCAGAUAACAACAUCAAUGCAAAAGUUACUGUCAUCACCAAAACGUUUCUCAGAUAUGACUCCAUCCGGGCACUUCUGUCAAGCAUCCGGGCAUUCUACCCCAACAUCCGAGUAGUUGUGGCAGACGACAGUCACCCAGUGGAAGAUCUACAGGCGAAAAACAUCGACCAUUUUGUCAUGCCGUUUGCAUCAGGGUGGUUUGCCGGCAGGAAUCUGGCCGUGUCACAGGUGACAACACCUUACCUCCUAUGGGUAGACGACGACUUCGUUUUUGUAAAAGAAACCAAAUUAGAGAACCUUUUGGAGGUUAUUGAGAACACCAGGCUGGACUUGGUUGCCGGCACCGUGGGGCGUACUGGAAUAAGAUUCACGAAGAUGGACAUCGUCCCCGGUGAUGAGAAGGGCGACUGUCUGCGCAUCCAUGAUCUGCACCACUGGGGCCAGGUGCCGGGAUUCCCACAAUGCCGUCUGUCCACCAGGGUCACCAACUUUUUCCUCGCCAGGACAGACAGUGUCCGUGCCGUCGGCUUUGAUCCGGUGUACACAAGAACUGCGCACACAGAAUUCUUCAUGGCAACGAUGGGCAGACUGCGAAUUGCGUCGUGUGAUCACGUGAGAAUCGACCACGUCAGUAAUAAACCAGCGGAGUACAGAAAGUUCCGUAAUGCCGGGGCAGACUAUCAAACAUCCCAGCACCAGCAUCAGUAUUUCAAACAUAACAUUCAAUGUUGGGUUGAUUAUAAUACUUUACAAUAAUUGAAAGGCAGGCUAGGAGUAUCAAUUCUGUUAACGAUAAUUACUUGUGAAAUGUUUUAUUACCCUCCAUGUAAUGGGGGUAUUGUUUUUGGUCCGUUUCAUGUUUUG